AUGCAGUUCAAGGAUUCUCUUCUUUUGUUGACGGCCCUGUCCGCAGGCUCGGCCGUCGCUCGCCUUCACGGCCAUGAGCGUCGCCAUGCUCAUGCCCACAUUGGAGACGUCGCCCAGGAGGUUGAGCAGGAAGUCCCGGCGCCGGUCGUCACUCCUGCCGCUGAGAUGGCUUCCGAGUUGAAGGCUCGUGCUGUUGGUGAUGUGGUCUAUGCCACCAUCGAUGGUGUUCUCGAGUCCUGGAUCAACGAGUGGGCUGGUGUGGUCUCCUCUACCUCCACUUCGACCUCAACCUCCAUCUAUGUCGCCCCUACCACCACUGUUCAGCCUACCACCACCUCCACCCCCGCUGCAGUUGAGCCCACUACCUCUGCUGCUGCUUCCACUUCUUCCAGCAGCAGCUCCAGCAGCGGUUCCAGCAGCGGCACCUGGUACGAGACCCCCUCCGACGGUUCAUACUCUCGCUCUGGAUUCGGUGGCUCGACUGCUAGCAAGUCCACCGGCUCCCUCGACUGGGACUACGUUGGCAACGUCGGUAGCCCCUGGGGUAGCAACAUCAUCCAGGUCGCCGAGUCCGAGGCCAGCCAGUACAAGCACGUUAUCCGUUUCGAGGGUAGCAACAGCGAUGACUGGUCCGUUGUUUUCUGGAACACCUACGGUCCCAGUGGAAAGAUGGACGGUUUCUGGAGCCCCAACAAGGCUCUUGAGUUCACCCUCGCUCCCGGUGAGGUCGCCUAUGUCGCCAUCGAUGACAACUCCCAGGGUGGCUGGUCUGCUGGUCAGGGAUCUGUUCCCGUCUCUCUCAUUGGUGAGUGGGCCGGUACCUGGGGUGAGUUCGAUAUGAGCAGUGAGAAGAACGACGGUUUCUCCGGCUGGGAUGUUUCCUCCAUCAUUGCCCAGCUCGCCGGCUUUGAUGUCCAGGGCAUGCGCAUUUGCAACCACCUCGGCGCCAGCUGCUCCAGCAUUGCCACUGGUCUUGCCAGCCUUCUCAACGCCUACACCAGUGCUGACCAGGGCAACCCUUCGCUGGCUGUCUCCCAGGCCGCUGGUGCCGUCCGUCUCGUCGUCCAGCUUGACUGGUCCGAGUAA
Penicillium pulvis is the source of this 1086-nucleotide messenger RNA. RefSeq names its product allergen Asp F4 (gene aspf4). Gene Ontology annotation, molecular function: IgE binding. NCBI's taxonomy places the organism in Eukaryota, Fungi, Ascomycota, Eurotiomycetes, Eurotiales, Aspergillaceae. The transcript has a single exon. Gene Ontology annotation, cellular component: extracellular region. Bases 1 to 1086 code for a protein of 361 amino acids. The record is from RefSeq and is a predicted model, not a curated record.